Cyclospora cayetanensis is the source of this 1074-nucleotide messenger RNA. RefSeq names its product tubulin-specific chaperone C. The record is from RefSeq and is a predicted model, not a curated record. Lineage: Eukaryota; Apicomplexa; Conoidasida; Eucoccidiorida; Eimeriidae. Gene Ontology annotation, biological process: tubulin complex assembly; post-chaperonin tubulin folding pathway. The annotation marks the transcript as partial. The transcript is spliced from 7 exons. Gene Ontology annotation, cellular component: cytoplasm.
CUUGCGGCUACUGCAGAAACUGAAAAACGAGUUAACGCGCUUAUUUCAAGGAACCAAAGCGGAGCUGAGGCAUCUGAGCUAACAAACGAAAUUUUAGCCCUGCAGGAUAAAAUUUGUUCCCUGAGUGGGACCAGCGAGGUUUCUGUGUCACUCCUUGCCCAGCAACAAACGAUUUUGAAUCGAUCGUCAGAGGCCCUGGCAAAACACCAACAGCAGAUUGCACUAUCCCGGCCUUUUUCAUUUCAGCGGCAAGCUCCUGUUCCCCCGCAGCUCACUGCAACAAGCCGUCCUACCGAAAAUGAUGUGCAGCUGGAGCAGCGUCCUCCUGAUAGUGUCACAGGGAGCGUCCUUAGGAUUACGGGACUCUCCAGGAGAGUCUUACUUGUUGGUCCUGGGGUGGCACGCGGAAGAGAGGUCUGGCUGAAGGACUUGGAGGGCUGCACGGUUUAUAUUGUUGACCAGAUACCUUGUGCCCGGCUGGACAAUAUCCGGAAUUCUGCAAUACUGACCACUGAAGCGCUAUUUGCAGCACCUAUCUGCCGGCUACGUAUUUGUCUACACGAUUCCUGGAUAUUGUCACAGCGAUCGCCAGAGGUGUCCUCUCGCCCAAGCAAUACUUUCUACAAUAUCACCCCAGUGCUAGGUGUGCCCCACUCGCAGGCGGAGCUACAAAACAGUGGCCUUUGGCGAGACGUGAAGGAUUUCGGAUGGAUUAAACGGCAGCAAUCGCCUAACUGGCGGUUGCUGGAGGGGCCAGAACCGCGAGUGUACCCACUGUACUGUGACGCGAUCGGAGAUUUUUCUGGAGCAACUCACAAAGGGGCAUCUGCAGAUGAAAUGGCUAGUAUUGACGCGCGGAUCAGCAGUGACUUAUCGGAGGUCACUGCCAAAGACUGGCGGCUAAAGGGUAUCCCCCGUCUUUUUUCGGUGGAGGGUUUGGCGCAGCAUCCAACUGCUGCCAAAACGGCAGCCGCUAUCGUUGCAGAGUCCUUGCUGCAGCCACCAGAACAGCCACUAAACAUGCCUGGUCAGUGCGGAAGAGAAAAGGAAGCUGACUCAUAUGAAAUUAAGUAG